CCUUUUGCUGCUCUUUCUCACUUCCUUCUCUCCUGAGCUGCAAAGAAACUGUUUCUGCUGCAGCCUCUCUGUCAGAAGAACUAUCUUUUAGGGCUCCAAAGAUGUCCAAGGGCAAGGAGUCCUAUGUGCCUUUCCUCCUCUCUCUUUGUAAUCUGGUCCUCCGCUCUGCAGGCACAAGCCCUGGGUUCGAGGGCAGGAUCACCAACAAAGGCCUGGACUAUGCCUGUCAGGAAGGUGUUGCUGUCUUGCAAGAAGAACUGGCCAAGAUCCAGCUGCCCGAUUUCUCUGGGUCCUUCAGAGUCAAAGCUCUCGGGAAAGUAGAUUACAGUUUCUACAGCUUGAAUAUUCGCAGUUUCCAGCUGCCAAGCUCAACCAUUGCGCCAAUCCCAGGCGUGGGCCUCAAGGUCUCCAUCAGCAACGCUUUCGCUGAAUUGACGGGCGACUGGAAGGUGAAGAAGCGCUGGCUCAAGGACCAUGGCUCCUUUGACCUCAAAGUGGAGGGCCUUGGCAUCUCUGUGGGCUUGAAGCUGGGCAGCGAUGCCACCGGGAGACUGACGGCCACCACUUCAGGCUGCGGUGCCCACAUUUCUGAUGUCCGUGUGCACAUUUCCGGACGGUUGAGUUGGCUGUACAAUCUUUUCCACAGAAAUAUCGAAUCAGCAUUCAGAAAGACCAUGGAAGGCAAGAUCUGUGAAGAGGUGAACAGUGCUGUCAGCUCCCAGCUGGAGCCUUUUCUGCAGACCUUACCAGUCACAGCACGAAUUGACAAGAUCUCUGGAAUCGAUUACUCUCUGCUUGAGCCUCCAGUUGCAACAAAUGAUUCGGUGGACCUGAAACUGAAGGGUGAAUUCUUUUCCAUGACCCAUCGCUCUCCUCCUCCUUUCCCACCGCCUGCCUUGGAUUUCCCCCUGGAUCAUGACCGCAUGGUGUAUUUUGGCCUCUCUACGUACUUCUUCAACACAGCUGGCGAUGUCUACUACAGGGCUGGAGCGAUGGACUUCACCAUCACCGAUGGCAUGAUUCCCAAGGAGUUCAAAAUCCGUCUGAACACUAGUUCCUUUGGAGCCUUCAUUCCACAGUUGGAAAAACUGUACCCCAACAUGCUAAUGGUCCUCAAGGUUUCCCCUUCCUCUGCCCCAGCGCUGACCAUUGCACCUGAAGCCCUGUCACUGAGUCCUGAGGUUGAUGUCCAGGCCUUUGCGGUUCUCCCCAACUCUACUCUGGCUCCUCUGUUUGUGAUUGGGGCGUCAACCACCGUUUCAGCCAAAGUUACUGUCAGCUCCACCAAAAUCUUUGGCUCCCUGAAAAUGGGAAGGUUGCAGCUGUCCUUGAAGCAUUCAGACGUUGGACCUUUCUCAGUACAAUUAAUGCAAACCCUCAUGAACUAUUACGCUGCAAGCAUCCUUCUCCCUCAGAUGAACGCACGCCUGGCCGAGGGGUUCCCCCUUCCUCUCCCGGACCACCUGCAGCUUUCCAGUAUUGUCCUCCAGCCUCACAAGGACUUCCUAUUCUUUGGAGCAGAUGUUCAGUAUAGCUAGCAUCAAAGAUGGAGAAGACUGAAAGAGAGAAUGGCCAAAUGAGAAAGAAUGAAGAAUGCCACUCUCCACUCCUUCUUUAGAGGCUUUUGAAAAGAAGGAAGGGACCUUUACCUGGUGAUUUGGGGUGCAUCUACACUGUAGAAAUAAUGCAGUUUAGCAUCUAUAUAAGUGCUGCAGCUCCAUCCUAUGGGUUCCUGGGAUUUGUAGUUUUAU
Sceloporus undulatus (fence lizard) is the source of this 1751-nucleotide messenger RNA. Its product is annotated as bactericidal permeability-increasing protein-like. The record is from RefSeq and is a predicted model, not a curated record. Bases 102 to 1538 code for a protein of 478 amino acids. Gene Ontology annotation, molecular function: lipopolysaccharide binding. The transcript has 15 exons. NCBI's taxonomy places the organism in Eukaryota, Metazoa, Chordata, Lepidosauria, Squamata, Phrynosomatidae. Gene Ontology annotation, biological process: lipopolysaccharide-mediated signaling pathway; innate immune response; defense response to Gram-negative bacterium.